This is a messenger RNA of Cherax quadricarinatus, 2161 nucleotides long. RefSeq names its product microtubule-associated protein RP/EB family member 1 (gene Eb1). Gene Ontology annotation, biological process: protein localization to microtubule; spindle assembly; regulation of microtubule polymerization or depolymerization. NCBI's taxonomy places the organism in Eukaryota, Metazoa, Arthropoda, Malacostraca, Decapoda, Parastacidae. The record is from RefSeq and is a predicted model, not a curated record. Gene Ontology annotation, molecular function: microtubule plus-end binding. Gene Ontology annotation, cellular component: spindle midzone; cytoplasmic microtubule; microtubule plus-end.
AGGCUUAAUUAUGUGUGGUGUUAGGAGGAGGUUUAGACGAUGAGAAGAGUAAAGUAGAGGUAAAAUAGUGUAGACACGAGUGCGAGGCAGCAGCAGCGCCGGACACACCUUACGUCACACCGCCACUUAUUUUACCUCCCCAGAGUGUCGGCAGCAACAAUGGCAGUAAACGUGUUCUCAACAAGUGCGACCACAGAGAACCUGAGUCGUCAUGACAUGCUGAACUGGGUCAAUGACUGCCUCCAGUCCUCAUAUACAAAGGUGGAAGAGUUGUGCACUGGGGCUGCCUACUGCCAGUUCAUGGACAUGCUUUUCCCAGGUUCCAUGGUUCUGAAGAAAGUUAAAUUCAACACAAAUUUGGAACAUGAGUACAUCAACAACUUCAAGAUCCUACAAUAUGCCUUCAAAAAACUGCAAGUAGAUAAGAUUGUACCAGUAGAUAAACUAAUUAAAGGAAAAUUCCAGGACAACUUUGAAUUUCUGCAGUGGUUUAAGAAAUUCUUUGAUGCCAACUAUGGGGGUCAAGAAUACGAUGCCCUCGGAGCAAGACAAGGGGAAGCAAUGUUUGGCAGGAGUGGUCCACCGCGCAAACCAAUAGCCCAGAGUCCUGCUAAUGCUUUCAGGCCGAUGGGACGACCCUCAUCUGGAGGUGGUGCCCGACAGACUCCCUCUCGUAUAGCCUCCAGACCAGCUGUCACUAACCGCUCACCCUCUACCAACAAUGCACAAGUGGAAGAACUCUCUAGUCAGCUGAUGGAUCUAAGACUGACAGUGUCAGGGCUAGAGAAGGAACGUGACUUUUACUUUGGCAAGCUGCGAGAAAUUGAGGUGUUGUGUCAGGAUGAGGGCGAGAAUAAUGAGCUUAUUUCUAAGAUUCUCGAUAUAUUAUAUGCGACAGAGGACAGUUGUGCAGAGAAUCCAGGCAUCUUUACUGAGAACAUCCCUGACAAAAUACAGGAUGGCUUCGCUGCUCCUGAGGAUGUAGAAGAUGUACCGCCGCCACCAGAGGAAGAAGAAUACUAACUGUGCUACCUGUUCCCCUCGUGCAACAUUACAAUAUGUGCAACACAGGUGUUGCAGCAUUAUAACACAAGUGUUUCAACAUGUGCAACACAGGUGUUGCUACAUUACAGCAUGUGCAACACAGGUGUUGCAACUCCUGCCUGUCUUGACAAACUUAGUGUCUCAAGACAGUGCUAAGUUCUCUGCUUUCUUGGUUUUGAAAAGCUAUACAUCUCUUUGGAUCACUGUUAUUCCCACGAACUUAAGAGAUUGUGUGACGGCUAGUGAAGAACAGCAAGCCGUGCAAGCAACAAUAUUACCACCUAAUAUAUUUUGUUUACACCUUGAAAACAAUUAAUUCCAAUAACACCUUGCUUAUUAUAUAACAUUAUUAGUAAGAAGUGACUGAGAUUGACUAAUAUACUGAGACAAGUAACACCAAGAGAACAUGUAUCAUAGUACAGUAUAUGUAUCGUUAUACAGUACGUGCAUCAUUAUACAGUAUGACCGAAUGCCCAGAUUCGCGAGAUUGUGUUCCUAGACGUCCUGUAAAUAAUAUAAAAUUGUCUGCAUAAGUAUCUCAGUUUAAGGCUAAUUUUAUGUUUGCAAAACCACAUCUCUUAACAUAUUCUUUUAAUCUGCACAAUUCUGACAUUCAUAAGUAACAAGCUAUUAAGCACAUAUUAAGAUAAAUCAUCUGGUUGGUUUUCAUUUUAGGUGCUAUGCAUCAAAGUUUAAAAAUGCUUCAAUGAAAAAAACCUACAAAUAAUUGAUGCUAUUUGUAGGAGGUGCCUCGGUGAAUGUUAUAUACAGUCGGCUCUCUUGUUAAGCUCCUCUAUGUAGUGUGAUUUUUGGAAAUGCCACGAGAAAGGGGCAUUUAAAAUUUAAAUGCUAGUAAAAAUGCCGUCAUAGUACUUGCUAUUCAAUUUUACGUGCACUUUUUCAAUUAAUUUUGUGAGAAAUCACACUAUAUAGGUGAGCUACACGAGAACAUUGACCAUACUGCAAAUAAGCAAGUCCGCGAAUUUGGGAAUCAGGAAGUACUGGCAGCAUUACACAAGAAACCUUAUAUUCUCAAAACCCUUUACUGUUGUGUCUGUCUCACUGUGUUCUCGUUCUCUAAUGUGCAAAAUAAAUAAUUUGGAACAGCUUUCACAAA